GCAACAAGGGGAAUUGCGGGGGGGAGAUAGGAAUGGGAAUGUCUCCUCUUACCUACCCCCUCCUCCCCUUCCGCCCGGGCACUCGAUGUACAGGCAGGAGCCAUUUUGUGCGCGGCGCGUGUUCCGCGGGGCCGCGCUCGGCGGCGAGGAGGGUGUUAAAAUGUCCCUGGGACGGCGGCCGCGCGGGUCGGGCCUUAUCUCCGGUGUGUCUCUGCGGGGUGUGAGCGGCGGGCGAGGGGCUCAUCGUGGCCGUGCACACGCAUUCUGGGUCGCCCCAGUGUUCGGGGAGCUCGGGGCGCUCACUGUGUCGGGAAGAUUCCCUCCUGUUGUCAGUGCCUCCUGAGCCCCUCAGGGUGGUGCCCGGUGACAGGACGAGGAGUGAUGGCCGUAAACUAAAACACAAGAAGUUUCACCUCAGCAUGAGGAAGAACUUCCUCGAGUUGAGGGUGGAAGAGCGCUGAAAUAGGCUGGCCGGGAAUGGCGUGGAUUCUCCCUCUGCGGAGACAUUCAAAACCCGCUUGGAUGCUCCAGGCCCUCGAAGUUUGCGGUACAAAGCAUCCUAUAUUCAAGAUUCUAUAAAGAAGGCCGUUGCUGAAAGGGGACUUCAGGGAGUGAGUGCAGGAUGACUCAGCAGGGAGCUGUUCUUCAGGGUUACAAUAAUGAACUAGUGAAAUGCAUUGAAGAUUUAUGUAUGCAAAAAGAAGAACUGAACAAACAAAUCCAGCAAGCGGAAGAGGAAAAGAAUAAACUCCAGCAUGAAAUCCAAGUCCUCAGUGAACAGCUGGAGUAUGUAUGUGAAAACCUGGCCCAAAAGGUGGCUUCACGGAAUGAGCUUGAUAAAAUACUUGCUGAAACUGAAGCUGCUUACAUGAAGAUUUUGGAUAGCUCUAGAACUUUACUUAAUGUCCUGAAGAAGGAAGUGGGGACCUUAAAGCAUUCACCAGAUCUGAAAACCAAUGUAACGUGAGACAGUCAAAUGUUUGGACUCUUCAGUACUAAAAUUUCACUAGGUGAGAAAUGUGGUCAGCCACGGAACCUUAUAGCCACAGUAUAAGCAGAGAGAUUUUCUUCCAUUGUUUCUGUAUGUUUUAUUAUUUUGAAAUGCACUAGAAAAUAGAUGAAAUAAAGUUUGCAGUUUUGUUUUAAAAAA
Molecule: messenger RNA, 1150 nt
Organism: Poecile atricapillus (Black-capped chickadee)
Lineage: Eukaryota; Metazoa; Chordata; Aves; Passeriformes; Paridae
Product: microtubule nucleation factor SSNA1-like
Exons: 3
Coding region: 623-967 (114 amino acids)
Cellular component (GO): ciliary basal body; centrosome
Source: RefSeq, a predicted model, not a curated record